Molecule: messenger RNA, 2906 nt
Organism: Phodopus roborovskii (desert hamster)
Lineage: Eukaryota; Metazoa; Chordata; Mammalia; Rodentia; Cricetidae
Gene: Fyttd1
Product: forty-two-three domain containing 1
Exons: 9
Coding region: 215-1168 (317 amino acids)
Biological process (GO): mRNA export from nucleus
Molecular function (GO): mRNA binding
Source: RefSeq, a predicted model, not a curated record
GGGCCGCUAGGGGCCAGUUGCGCGUGGGCCGCUCUGGCCCUCCGCUCGUCUCGGUAGCCCCUCUCCCCUCCCGCUGCCGUGGGUGGGAGGGUGAGGACGCAGCCAGCGCGCGUGCGCGCUCCGCGCUGCAGCUAGUCUGCGUGCGUGAGUGGGAGGCGGCGGGCCUGCGACUCUGGCCUUCCCGGCUGACUGCUCCGACGCCGCAUCUCCAGUCAUGAACCGGUUCGGCACCCGGUUGGUGGGAGCCACGGCGACCCCGCCGCCGCCGCCGAAAGCCCGCAGCAAUGAGAACCUUGACAAAAUCGAUAUGUCCCUGGAUGAUAUUAUCAAACUGAAUAGAAAGGAAGGAAAGAAGCAAAAUUUUCCAAGACUAAAUAGAAGACUUCAGCAAAGUGGUACCCGGCAAUUCAGGAUGAGAGUACGGUGGGGAAUCCAGCAGAAUUCUGGUUUUGGUAAAACUAGUGUGAGCCGUAGAGGAAGAAUAUUGCCUGGAAAGAGACGUCCUUAUGGAGUUAUCACUGGCCUUGCAGCUAGGAAAGCAACUGGAAUUCGAAAAGGAAUUAGUCCUAUGAAUCGUCCACCUCUAAGUGACAAGAAUAUAGAGCGAUAUUUUCCAGCGUUAAAAAGGAAGACAAGCCUUCUGAGGCAAAAUGAAAUACAAAGGAAACCAGUUGCAGUUCUCAAGAGACCUAACCAGUUAAACAGAAAAAAUAACAUUCCAGCUAACUUUACCAGGAGUGGAAAUAAACUAAGUCAUCAGAAAGAUACUCGUCAGGCAACUUUUCUUUUCAGAAGAGGCCUGAAGGUUCAGGCCCAGUUGAACACAGAACAACUGCUAGAUGAUGUGGUAGCAAAGAGAACUCGUCAAUGGCGUACUUCCACCACAAAUGGAGGAAUUUUGACUGUAUCCAUUGACAACCCUGGAGCAGUACAGUGUCCGGUACCUCAGAAACCACGAUUAGCUCGUACUGCUGUGCCCUCAUUCUUGACAAAAAGAGAGCAGUCUGAUGUUAAGAAAGUUCCUAAAGGUGUCCCUCUACAGUUUGACAUAAAUAGUGUGGGAAAACAGACAGGGAUGACUUUGAAUGAACGAUUUGGGAUACUGAAAGAACAAAGAGCCACUCUCACAUUCAACAAAGGAGGAAGCCGCUUUGUAACUGUGGGCUAGAUCUAUGGCCAAGGAACUCUUAAGUGAUGACUGUUUGAAAAGUUGAAUUGCUUGAAGAGUUCGUCAGAGAAGUUCAAGAAACUUUACUUCAGAAUAUUCACAAGCCUAAAUAACUUUAUUUUUGAAGGUUUUUUUUAAUGUAUAAAUAAUGCCCUGAAAGAAUAACAGGGAAUAUCUGUUCUUAAAGAUUUCAUGGUUGGCCCAAACAAAGCAAUUCUUUAUUGACUUCUUAGAUUCCUCAUGAAGCAGAAGGAAGACAGAAAGAUAGAAAUUGAUUAUUUUUCAUGAGUGUGGUAUUUAGGAUCUUAUCACUUUUGUCCAGUUUGUAGACUUUGCCAUGGUUAAUCUUAAACUUCAGAAAUAAGAGUACACCCCUGUGUUUCUGUCACUAAUCAUUAAUGUGCUGAGGUACCAAAUACAGUUGCCUUUUUGUCAUUAGUGAUAUUUUUUAAACUGUAGGAGAAUUUCAAUUUUGGCGUUUAAGAUUUAUGGAAAUACUUAGAACUUGUCUUGUUUUUCAGUUAUUGUUAGAUUAAACCCCCUGAGUUCUAAGCAUUUAGUAUUGAACUUUUAAUAAGAACAUGGCUCUCAGGAUUUGUCUCAGAUUACAAUGUGUCAGAGCUGGAAAUGGUUAUUUGCGAAAUUAUCUGGCAGGGCCUUGCAGGAGAUGCCCAGUACAAAACCCUUACAGUUUGUCUUUAGUAAAUGAAGAAGACACCAGAAGCAGUAGCAAAUCGAAAGAUUGGAAACAGAAAAAAAAUAAAAACCUGAAUUAUAGUUAUACUCUUGAUUUAGUGCUGUGUUAAGUCUAGUGCCCAUAGAUUCUUAAAAGAAUUUCACUUUUUAAAAUGAAUGGAAUCCUUAGGUAUUUUUGACAGUACACUUACUGGACAUAAAGUCCUUUGCUUCAUAUUCAAAAAAAAUUUUUAAAGGUCAAUAAGUUAUAAUUUACAACCCCCCCCAAACAAAAAUCUACUUGUCUUUGUCACAAAGAAAAAAAUUAUAAUGAAGUUACACUUAACUGUACACGUUCACUCUGUUUCUUUCAUUUUUUUUUUUUUUUUUUUUUUUGUUUUUGUUUUUGUUUUGUUUUUUGAGAGGGUUUCUCUGUAGCUUUGGAGCCUGUCCUGGAAUUCGCUCUGAAGGCUAGGCUAGCCUUGAACCCAACAGAGAUCUUCCUGUCUCUGCCUCCCGAGUGCUGGAAUUGAAGGUGUGUACCACCACUACCCUGCUCACUGUUUCUUGUAUCACUCAAAAUUCAGGCAUUAUAGAGAGAAAGGGUUUUUCUCUUUCUCUGGAGGUCUGCUGUGCCAAGAUAGUGCUGAGAGUCCUCACAUAGUUGUAUGAUUUGAAUUACAGUAAAAUGCCAAAAUGCAGUGACAUAUUCCAGCUACAGGUUAUCAAGUGUGGUCAUUUUGAAGCUUGACCUUUUGUUUUGCUAUGUUUUCAAGUCUCGGAGUGGGUGUUUAAGUAUCUCUGAUGUUGAUUUCUCUUGUAAAAUGAGACAAAGUACUAUGCUUCCCGCCCGCCUUGAUUGCAUCGUAGACUCCAUUGUCUUUGAUGCUCUUUGAAUUUCUUAAUGGCUUAUGCUAGUCAUGGAAAAUCAACAACGAUUUCAUGCUUAUACCAAAGAUCUAAAUCUGAUCCUCAAUGUCUGUUAUUUGCCAGUACUUCUACUUGAUAAGGGAUUUUUGGAAGCCAAUCAUAGAAUUUGAAAAUAAACUAUAGUUUCUCCUUA